AUGUCGCUCCCCAAAACCUACAAGCGUGCCGUCUUCACUGAGAAGGGCAAGCCGCUGUCUAUUGAGCAGACGCCCAUGAAGCUGCCCGGCGAUGGUGAGGUCCUCGUCAAGGUCGAGGCCUGCGGCGUUUGCCACUCGGACAUGUUUGCUCAGCAAAACAUCUUCGGCGCCGGCUUCCCACUGUGCCCUGGCCACGAGGUCAUCGGCAAGGUCGCCGCUGUGGGUAACGGUGUCACGGCGUGGAAGGUCGGUGACCGCGUGGGCGGCGGCUGGCACGGCGGCCACGAUAACUCUUGUGCGGCUUGCAAGAAAGGCUUUUUCCAAAUGUGCGACAACCAAGUCAUCAACGGCGAGACCAAGGACGGCGGAUAUGCCGAGUACUGUCUUCUGAGAUCCGAGGCCACCGUCCGCGUACCCGCCCACGUCGACGCUGCCAAAUAUGCACCCGUUUUGUGCGCCGGCACGACGGUUUUUAACGCGAUCCGAAGCAUGAAGAUCCCAGUCGGCGAUACGGUCGCCAUCCAAGGGCUCGGUGGCCUGGGCCAUCUCGCGGUGCAGGUCGCGGCUCGGAUGGGAUACCGCGUGGUCGCCGUGUCGCGCGGCCCCGACAAAGAGAAGUUUGCGCGCGAACUCGGUGCGCACGAUUACAUCGACGCCGCCAAGGAGCAGGACGUCGGCGCGGCGCUAAAGGCCCUCGGCAGCGCGAGCCUUGUCGUCGCCACCGGGCCCACGGCCUCCAUGACGCCCUUCAUCAGCGGCUUGGGCGUCCUCGGCAAGCUUCUCAUCCUCACCGUCGGGGGCGAUAUCACCGUCGACACGACGGCCUUGUUGGUGAAGGGCAUCUCGAUUCAGGCGUGGCCGUGCGGCCACGCGCGGGACUCGGAGGAGGCCAUUGCUUUCGUGGAGCUGCAGAAUAUCGACUGCAUGAUCGAGAAGUUCCCUCUGGACCAAGCGCAGAAAGCAUACGACGCCAUGCUGAACGGCACAGUCCGAUUCCGCGCCGUCAUUGUGAUGGAGUGA
Molecule: messenger RNA, 1020 nt
Organism: Anthostomella pinea
Lineage: Eukaryota; Fungi; Ascomycota; Sordariomycetes; Xylariales; Xylariaceae
Source: the annotation of a GenBank genome assembly